Messenger RNA from Salvelinus namaycush (lake trout), 3141 nucleotides. It is a transcript of the gene ankef1a, whose product is annotated as ankyrin repeat and EF-hand domain containing 1a. Bases 203 to 2545 code for a protein of 780 amino acids. The transcript has 9 exons. Gene Ontology annotation, molecular function: protein binding. The record is from RefSeq and is a predicted model, not a curated record. NCBI's taxonomy places the organism in Eukaryota, Metazoa, Chordata, Actinopteri, Salmoniformes, Salmonidae.
UAUAAAGGGAGUUUAUAAACUUCCUUCACCUUAGAGUGGAGUUUAGUUCUGCGAGAGUUGUGCAUGCUUUGGCUUAAAAUGUGACAGAGCUACAUUGUACCAGACAAAUGAAAUAAAGUGAAACUCAAGUAUUUAAAACUUUUGACAUAUAGUAUUUGACCCUGGUCUGGAACGAGAGCCCCUACUGGCCCACUGACCCAUAAUGAAGACCCCGGUGGCCGAGGGUCGCCUGCAGGUGCUGCAGAUCUACCGGCUCCUCCAGUAUGUUCAUGAGGGAGACCAACCUCAGAUAGAGAAGAUGGUAGACAUGGGUGUGGAGGACCUCAUCAACCUGACAGAGCCACGGGAGGGCACCGGAGUUCUCCACCUGGCUGCUGUGGCCAACAACACAGACAUGGUCAGCUUCCUGCUGGCCCAGGGCGCCCAGCCCAACGUCCAGGACAAAAGGGGACGCACCCCGGUCAUGUUAGCAGCUGAGAUGGGGCACGACGGCAUGGUGGCCCUGCUAGCUAAGAACUACGCUAAAAUGAACCUGUUGGAUGCUGAGGGGAAAGGUGUGCUCUUCUACUGCAUCUUCCCCACCAAGCGCCACAUGCGCUGCCUGCAGGUGGCCCUACACAGCAUGGCUGAUGUCAACAACGUCUCGCUCGCCGGGACACCCGUGAUCCUGCUGGCGUGUCAACGUGCCGCCGACUGCUCCGCCAUGUGCCUCAGCAUCCUGGAGCAGGGCGCCGACCCCAAUGCAGCCAAUCAGAUGACAGGCCGCACUGCAUUGAUGGAGGCAGCCAGGGCUGGGGCUGUGGAGCUGGUCAGAGCCAUCCUACUGAGGGGGGCAAACCCCAACACCCUCGACAAGAACCACCUCCACGCCACACACUUCGCUGCCAUGGGGGGAUUCUUUGAGGUGAUCCAGGUGCUGUCUGCUUACUCAGCUGACAUGGGGGUGAUGACAUCAGAGGGGGACACUCCUCUGCACUACGCUGCCCGAGGGGGCUUCACUGAUUGCUGCAGGUUCCUAGCACAGAGAGGUUGUAACCCCAAACAAAAAAACCAGGAGGGCCUUCUACCCCGUCAUAUUGCCAAAGACAACGGCUACAAGGCAGUUGUAAAGGAACUCAAGAAAGCAGAGAGGAUACAUGGGAAGUACUCCAAAACCGGGAUGUCCAAUCCCAACACUCCCUGGGCCCUGACCCUCCACGAUUGGUCCCACGAGCACGAGGCCGCCCUCCGGAACGCCUUUUUGGACGAAUCAGAAGCCAAGGGCACGGAGACAGUCUCUAGGGAAAUGUUUAUAUCUGUGCUGCAGAAGCUCCAGGCCCCAGUGGAACUGGACCAGCUCCACAAGGUGGUAGGGGCCCACGACAAAAGGAGAGAAGGACUAGUCAACGUCAGUGACUUCUUCAAGGGCCUCAAGUACCUCCAGAAACCAUUUACCAUCGCCUCUUAUGGUCCAAAGAAGAAGAAAGGAGGAAAGAGAGGUAAAAAGGGCAAGAAAAAGGCUAAAUUCACUCUCCCCAUGCCUAUUUGUACCAUCCCACCUGAGCUUAUAUACCGGCGGGACGACGGCGGGCCGCCUCACUACAUGAUCGAGACGUACCAGCAUUGUACUGACGUCACCCGUUUCGACCGCGACCACCCGCCAGUCCACCCGAUAGAGGAUGACUCCGCCUGGUACCUAGACAAGCCGGAGAGGGUCUAUAUCGACAUCAACUACUGUGUGAAGACGGGGGACCUGGAGUCUUUGAACCUGGCCUUCAGUCAGGGGGUCCCGGUGGAUGUGAAGGACCGCUUCUAUAAGACCCCUCUCAUGACCGCCUGCUCCAGUGGAAACUACGAGGUGGCCCAAUUCCUCCUCAACUUGGGGGCUGACGUGAAUGUGUGUGACCAGUUCCGUUGGACGCCCCUUCACCACGCUUGUCACGCCGGACAACUGGACAUAAUGGAGCUGCUGGUGGAGAGAGGAGCCAAGGUGGACACGCCCUCUCUCAACGGUGCCACACCCCUCAUGAGGGCCAUCGAGAGCUGCAGGCCCUGCUGUGUGGACUACCUCAUCAAGGCCGGGGCAAAGGUUGCUGCAGAAAACAAGAAAGAGCAAAAUUGCUUGGACAUCGCCCGUGCCUAUGCAGACUUCAGGAUUGUGGACUUGGUCCAGGCUAAGAUUGAUACUCUGCCCAAACUCAAGGAGAACAAGAAAGGAAAAGGGGGUAUACCUCAACCUAAACCCAGACCUGCCACUGCCCAAGAAAAGGGUCAUGGUCCGGUGACCCCUGCCCCAUCUGAGAUGGUAGUGAAUAAAGCGAUGUCCCUGAAGGAGAGCGUCAUUCUGCACAGCACUCAGAUCAUCAGCGGACAAGUCAACAAAGUGGACAUCAGCUACGUGCCAAAAACGGUAUGGGGCAAGCAGACCACCACCAGCCAGCUGGUAGAGAAGAUGCAGAAGAAGAGGGAGAGGUUUUCCUACGAGGUGGACUUUGAGGACUUUAUGAUGCCCUUCAGUAAGAACAUCCAGCAGAAAUCCCUGAAGCUGACUCAAGCUACUAACUAGUGGUAACAAGACAUGGUUGUAAUGAGUCAGCAGUUAUGUUUGCAGAUGGAAUAUAUUUGCCUCACAUAGUUGGUUUCAAAUCAGUUUUCAAUUCAGGAAGUGAAUUGGAAUUAAUUGAGUCAUAUUUUCAAUUUAUGUAUUGAAUUUCAAUUUACUCUCUGAAUUGAAAACAUAAUUUGCCUUAGCACACUGAUGGCUGAGAGGAUUGUUUCCUCGCUGUCAUAGAAAGCCAGUAAAUGUAUUGACUAAAGCAAGAGACACCAAGUAGUAGAUGUAAAGAUGUCAGAAUAAUGUAUAGAUGUUGUUCACUGUAUCUAUUGAAAUUAUCCACUUGAAUUUAGUUCAAAAUUGUCUUCUUCUGACAUGCCUACCGAGUACUCAUUGUUAUCACUAGACACAAAGCACAUGGCAAAGAGUCUGUCCUGUACACCAGACAGCUUCCACUCUUCCAGACAGCUUUACAGUCCUACGGAUCUGAUAUAGAAGUCCUAGUAAUGAUUUGAAAUAUGUUGGGGAGGAUCCACACCUAGUACCUUUUUUGCACUGUUGGUUAGAGCCUGUAAAAAAGCAGGUCUUCACACACCUGUUGUAUUCUG